CCCAGAUUCUCGAAAUUUGACUCCUCACCCCUCUCCCAUGGGCCUGGAGUUGUAUUAGCUGGGGAGAUCGAAUCGUUGCUCCCAAGAACCCAAGCCCCUCCUACUGGGUUGACGUGGUCCCGUAGCUCCGAUACAAACCUUUUCGCAAGACCCAAACCUCUUCGCGCACCCACAAACGCCGCCACGAUGGAUGCAUAAACUCCCUCUGAAGCAGCCUUUGCGCUCGCUUUGGAGCCAACCUCCUUCUUGACCUCCCUCCGCCUCUGUGAAACCCCAUGGACGGCGCCGUGUCCGUAUCGUCUCGCCGUCGAACGGACGUGCGGCCGUUCCGCUUCUUCGACCUCCCCGCCGAGCUGCGUCUAAAGAUUCUCGACCGCGUCCUCGUCUUGCCCCAGACGGUUGAUCUUGAACCUGAUAACUAUCGCUAUGUUGCACCGCGCCUCAGGCUGUUCCUCGUGAGCCACCGCAUGCACGUAGAGGCGGCCGAGUGCUUUUUCGGCAGCAAUACCUUCCGUGUCUUCCCUAUCCAUGGCCGCUUCUUCCACACUAAAAAGCCACUCCUCGUCCGCCUCUCCCCACGCUACCGCGCCUUGAUAAAGACAAUAGAGCUGAGGCUUGGGCCUGGGUGGACAAAGCCACCCAAGUGCUGGGUUGUGGAUGCGCGGCUUGGGUUGGAGCAGAUGACGAAAGGGCGGCUGCUGAAAAUAUUCGCGGAGUGCGAUCCGGCGUCGGAUGAGAUAUUCGAGGGGUUCCGUGCCGGCCAGGACUUCUACACGUUCUUCUGCAAGGACCUCGUGCAGAAUGUGCUGGAGCAGAUUCCGUCGGUGGUGGAGGUCCAGUUUGAUGCUUACCCGUCCGUGACGAAGGGCUCUCCGUUGAUGCAGGCUUUGAUCAACGAGGGCAAAGCGAGGAAUAAGAGGAUCUCAUAUGGCCCGGCGCGUGGAUGGAACACGGACUUAAGCAAAGCUAUGGCAGCGUUGCGUUUUGCGAUACCUUGAUUGUUCAGAGAAUCUGUACAUACAUGUGCAUUUAAUCGAAAGAUUUAAUAAAUAUGGCCCCUCACAUUCCAAGAAAGCACUAUCUAAU
Molecule: messenger RNA, 1086 nt
Organism: Mytilinidion resinicola
Lineage: Eukaryota; Fungi; Ascomycota; Dothideomycetes; Mytilinidiales; Mytilinidiaceae
Exons: 1
Coding region: 276-998 (240 amino acids)
Source: RefSeq, a predicted model, not a curated record